AUGGCGUUAUUUUUUGACCAGUCGUUUGAUUUAGGCCUAGUUCAGAAAAUUAACGUGGAGACAGAAAGUGAUUUUAUUUUCAACACAAAUAUGCUUCAGUUUACAGGUGUGACGACCAAGCACAUGCUGUCCUCUCCUGAACUUGACAGAACAGGCCACGUUGAGGGUCAGAGGAAAAGAAAGAGGACCAUUUUUAGCCGAGCUCAGUUGUCAGAACUGGAGCGUGCUUUCAUGAUCACACCGUAUCCAGACAUCACACUGCGAGAAAGACUGGCCGCACUCACGCUGCUUCCAGAGAGCAAGAUUCAGGUAUGGUUCCAAAACAGACGAGCUCGCAGUAUGAAAAGCAAGAAACUGAUUACACCCGUCAACAGGAGGAGUCCAGCCAAAGUAUGUACUUUUCCAGAAACCAAUCCCGAUUUAAACCUCGAACAAAGCCCAGAGGCCAACAAAAGCUUGCAUCAUCAUCAGCAAAGCCUUAUUAGACAGACUCUGAAUCCCUGGCCUCAAAAUCGUCCGCCCAUUUCUCCAGACCUACCAGAAGUCCUGCAAUGGGCAAACAGAAACUCUGAAACACCUGGAGAUUCAUCUUUCUCCAGCUGCCCAUCGGAAAGGAUCCAACAUCCGUUUCCGAACCAAUCCAGCAGUGUUUGGCAGAUGAACUGCUUUGCCGCUCACCCUGAAGGCUUGAAAUCUUACUGUACUUCCAGUCAGGCUAUGUAUUCCUCCAUGUCUGUUGAUCAAAUGAUUCCUGCACAUCCAAGCAGUUUGGAGGAAGCUCUGCAAAGACAGGCUUUGACACAUUAUCCGCAGACAUCACUGGGAGAUAUUUCUGACCUCAUCUAUAAAGCAGCUGUGGUCACUAAUCUGGAAGACUGCUAA
Danio aesculapii is the source of this 882-nucleotide messenger RNA. RefSeq names its product SEBOX homeobox (gene sebox). The transcript has 4 exons. The coding region runs from base 1 to 882 and encodes 293 amino acids. The record is from RefSeq and is a predicted model, not a curated record. NCBI's taxonomy places the organism in Eukaryota, Metazoa, Chordata, Actinopteri, Cypriniformes, Danionidae. Gene Ontology annotation, molecular function: DNA binding.